Messenger RNA from Solea solea (common sole), 8533 nucleotides. It is a transcript of the gene nlgn1, whose product is annotated as neuroligin 1. Gene Ontology annotation, biological process: chemical synaptic transmission; modulation of chemical synaptic transmission; synaptic vesicle endocytosis. Gene Ontology annotation, cellular component: postsynaptic specialization membrane; cell surface; synapse. The transcript has 12 exons. The record is from RefSeq and is a predicted model, not a curated record. Gene Ontology annotation, molecular function: neurexin family protein binding; signaling receptor activity. NCBI's taxonomy places the organism in Eukaryota, Metazoa, Chordata, Actinopteri, Pleuronectiformes, Soleidae. The coding region runs from base 741 to 3368 and encodes 875 amino acids.
UUGUCUCCACUCACCACGUUUAUAUACACGAGCCCUUCAGUAGUGUUCUCUGUUUCGUGUUAUUCUUUCUUGUGUGUGUUUCUAGUGUAUUUUUAUUUUAGUGUAAGUGAGUCUUGUAUUUUUGGUUCUGAUAGUUGACUUGUAGCAGUCAACACAGUGGAGGCUAGCAGAGAGCAGCUAGCUGCUGCGUGUCAACAACACUGAACGUUAACGUUGACAACAGGCAUGUCGCUGUGGAUACUUUACCCCUGGAUGGAGAGGCAAAACAAGAAACUUCAGCUAAGGGGACAGACUUUAAAGUGGACGGAGCCUCUUCAAGUGUAAACACUACGACCACUGCUCCACAUGGCCUGGAUGGAAACCAUCGUCAUCCCAUCGCUGAGAUAGUGGCACUUGACAUGAUGACAUCUCUACCGUCUUCUCCCUCACUGCGGAGGUUGUUGACGGAACCUUUGUGAGGAAUAUUUUCCCUGAUUGAGAGGAAUAUUUUUCAUGCUGGAGGAAACUGAUGGCUGCUCCAUCCCUGCCUGAUGGUUUUCACUGCCCGGAUUUUAAAAGGGAUAAUUAGCGGUCACCACCCUCAUCCACCCUGCUGACUUAUGCCUUUGUGUGAAUGUGACUUUGCAUUUGUGUUUUUUUUUCUUAUCAAAUGGCGUAAGUAAGAAAAAGAAAACAAGGAUCUUUUUUUUUUACUGGGAAAGUACGAGAAAGAGGACGCGGUGAGCCAGAGAGUCGCAGCUAUGUCCUGGUGGAGGCACCAUUCGAGGACCGGGUGCCGCCGAUUUCAGACUGCGAAGUGCGGGGGAAUGGGAUGUGUUGGAUUUGAAGGUCCUGUACGGGCCAGUCGGGGAUGCUCUGUAAUAUGGCUGGGACUGCUGCUGCUGCUGCUGCAGGUGUCGGGUCAGAAACUCGAUGAGAGUGACCCCGUGGUUACCACUGUCUACGGUAAGCUGCGCGGCAUCAAAAAGGAGCUCAACAAUGAGAUCCUGGGUCCUGUGGUGCAGUUUCUCGGAGUCCCGUAUGCGGCUCCUCCCACUGGCGAGCGCCGCUUCCAGCCACCGGAGCCGCCGGUGCCUUGGCCUGAAAUCCGCAACGCCACACACUUCGCCCCGGUGUGUCCUCAGAGCAUCGUGGAGGGACGCCUGCCAGAUGUGAUGCUACCCGUCUGGUUCACCAACAGCAUUGAUGUCGUGUCCACAUACGUCCAAGACCAGAGCGAGGACUGCCUCUAUCUUAACAUCUAUGUCCCCACUGAGGAUGUCAAAAGAAUAUCCAAGGAAUGUGCCAGGAAACCGGGAAAGAAAAUAUGUAGACAAGGAGGUCCCCUUACAAAGAAACACACUGAUGAUUUAGGUGAUAGUGACCGCACGGACGACGAAGACAUUAGGGAGAGUGGAAGCCCUAAGCCAGUGAUGGUUUUCAUCCACGGGGGCUCCUACAUGGAAGGAACAGGGAAUAUGUUUGACGGCAGCAUCCUGGCCAGCUACGGCAACGUGAUCGUCAUAACUGUGAACUACCGGCUCGGCGUCCUCGGCUUCCUGAGCACAGGUGACCAGGCGGCCAAAGGGAAUUAUGGCUUGUUGGACCUGAUCCAGGCUCUGCGUUGGACGAGUGAGAACAUCGCAGCCUUUGGCGGUGACCCGUUACGUAUCACUGUGUUUGGCUCCGGCGCUGGAGCCUCCUGUGUCAACCUGCUCACGCUGUCUCACUACUCAGAGGGCAACCGGUGGAGCAACUCCACCAAAGGCCUUUUCCAGAGAGCCAUCGCUCAGAGCGGCUCGGCUCUGUCCAGCUGGGCCGUCAGCUUUCAGCCAGCCAAGUACGCCCGGAUGCUGGCCCGUAAGGUGGGCUGUAACCUGGAGGAUACUGUGGAGCUGGUCACGUGUCUGCAGCAGAAACAUUACAAGGAGCUGGUGGAUCAAGACAUCCAGCCGGCACGCUACCACAUCGCCUUUGGGCCUGUUAUUGAUGGAGAUGUUAUACCCGACGACCCACAGAUAUUAAUGGAACAAGGCGAGUUCCUCAACUAUGACAUCAUGCUGGGAGUGAACCAAGGCGAGGGCCUCAAGUUUGUGGAGCUUAUCGUGGACAACGAAAACGGCGUCCAGGCCAACGACUUUGACUACGCCGUGUCCAGCUUUGUGGACGAUCUCUAUGGUUACCCCGAGGGUAAAGACAUCCUCAGAGAGACCAUCAAGUUCAUGUACACCGACUGGGCUGACAGACACAACCCGGAGACUCGCCGGAAGACGCUGCUGGCACUCUUUACCGAUCACCAGUGGGUGGCGCCGGCUGUUGCCACAGCUGACCUGCACUCAAGCUUUGGGUCACCAACAUAUUUCUACGCCUUCUACCACCACUGUCAGACGGAGCAGGUGCCACCGUGGGCCGACGCGGCGCACGGCGAUGAGAUCCCAUAUGUGUUCGGUCUGCCGAUGAUUGGACCGACCGAGUUGUUUCCCUGCAACUUCUCCAAAAACGACGUGAUGCUCAGCGCCGUGGUCAUGACCUACUGGACCAACUUUGCAAAGACAGGGGACCCGAACCAGCCUGUCCCUCAGGACACCAAGUUCAUCCACACCAAGCCCAAUCGCUUUGAAGAGGUGGCGUGGACACGUUACAACCAGAAAGAGCAGCUGUACCUGCACAUUGGCCUCAAGCCACGGGUCAAAGAGCAUUACCGUGCCAACAAGGUCAACUUGUGGUUGGAGUUGGUUCCUCAUCUGCACAGCCUCAACGAGGUCACGCAGCUCAUUCCCACCACCACCAAGAUUCCUCCACCAGAAGUUACCAACCGUACCCCAAAGACCAAGGUUCUGGUCACCAAGCGGCCAAACCCUACUCCGCUCCCCACCAAAUCCCAGGACAGCCACAACCAGCCGCAUCUGGUGGACCAGCGCGACUACUCCACCGAGCUGUCGGUGACCAUCGCCGUGGGAGCUUCGCUGCUCUUCCUCAACAUUCUGGCUUUUGCCGCGCUUUACUACAAGAAGGACAAGCGCCGACAUGACGUCCACAGGCGCUGCAGCCCUCAGCGAAGUGCUGCCAAUGACCUGGCCCACACUCAGGAGGAGGAGAUCAUGUCCCUGCAGAUGAAGCAGCACUCAGACAUGGACCGGGACUGCAGAGGGGUUGGCGACUCCCUGCACCCGCAUGAUGUGGUUCUGAGGACUGCCUGCCCGCCGGACUACACUCUUGCCAUGAGGCGCUCGCCGGACGACAUCCCGCUCAUGACGCCAAACACCAUAACCAUGAUCCCCAGCACCAUGGGGGGGCUCACCUCGCUCCACUCGUUCAACACCUACCCCAGCAGUGGGCAGAACAACACCCUGCCCCACCCACACUCACACUCCACCACCCGGGUAUAGCCCUGCGGAUUCUCCCAUGCAGGUUUGACUCUGAUGGCUGUAGCAAAAAAAAGCUAAUGCCGCUGCCGCAACAGGGACUUAAGGCCGACAUGGUGACAAACAGAUCAGCCUGGAGUCGCCAGUCACCUGUGGAAUUAAACUGGGAUUGUACCACUCCCUGUUAAUACCUGAGGGAAUAUUGGAUUUCUGGGGCUUUGGACCAGAGGAAAAAAAAACAAAAAAAAACUAAAGAAUAAUUAUGUUUUUUGUAGAAAAAUAAAAGAUAUGAAGAAAAAAAGUACAACUAAGGAGUUGAAGAAAAACAACCUCACAAGCUAAAACAAAGAGGAUGAUUUUUUUAAUCAUUAUUAUUAUUAUAAUAAUUAUUAUUUUUGUUCUGAUAUUGCAGCAAAACACUACAGUAAACUACUUUUUCUUUCUAGUGACAGACAUGGCCUUCGGGAUCUUUUGACAAAUGACUGCCUGACAAUAUUAUCUGGAAGCAGAGCAGGGCUUCAGACACGCCUUGGAGGUGAGAAGAGCACUUGGUGAUGGGAAAAAAAACCUAUUGUUUUCCUUUGGCAAUGCUCUGAGGAUUACUGUGUCUGUGGGGCUCAGAAUAGUUGUCGCGCAAAGCUAUUCGAGCGUGUGCUAACUUCACAAAAGGAGGCCGUGUAAGAUAAAGUGAAAGGAACAAAACGAAGGACCGGAAAUAUAGAGGAAUAAUGAAACCCUGUAUGCACAAGAGAAAAACAUCAUAAAUACUUUUCAUCUGUUUAUUUUUGAGGAUCGGGAACAACUAGAACCUAUUUACAUAUCUAGAUCUGUACACUAAGCACCAAGGCAGUUCAAGCCCUCUUCUCUUUGGGGGGGUGGGGGCACCUUUACUGCAAACCUGCCAGCAGGACUGAACCCGUGGGACAUGAGAAUCCACUCACUGGCUUUCUGGCAGUUCCAACUUCAACACUGAGAGCUGACGGACAAAGGAUAAUUGGAUAUUUUAGCACGAUGCGCAUGACAAUUUAUCUGCUUGAUGGCUGCUCUGCUGAUUAUGUCAUUAUUAAGAAUAAUUUUCACCCUCUCCCUUGCAUCGGAGUCAUUUCAGAUGGAUUUCCUGAAGUGGAUUACAGGAAUAACAUACACACACACGUAUGUGGGACCAUGGGAAAUGCAGCUCCAGGUUGAAGAUGUUGUUUUGGGGUGGGGUGGGGGAGUCAAAGGCGGGGCCAGGGAUAUGGUAAAACUUUGUUGCAUAACAUACUAUAGCUUGAGUGGAGCUGGGCAUAUAAGGACUAGUUUUGUACUCUGUGUGUUGGUACUACUUUUUGAUAGUGUUCAAAUCACAUUACACUGUAUCAAUCAGACUCAUUGUACCUUCUGUUGAAAUCAGUGUUAUUUGCUAUUGUACCUAUUGGACCACUUUACCGUAUAAGUAAUUACCUGCACUGUUUAUUCCAUGACCCAUUUUUAUUUUUUUAUUUUUUAUUUUUUUUUUUAGAAGGGAUUAUGAUUGAGUGAUGUAAUGGAUGCCAUUGGUGUAAAAAAACAAAACAAAAUGGAGGGUGAAUCUCUGGGUUUCAUAGCUUUCCUUUUCUCCCCUUAUCCAGUCAGAUUGUGUAGAUCUGUUUAAACAUGACAGACGUCACAGGCCAAGCACAGGCAGACCUCACUGGGUGGAUCUCUGUGGAACCGCAGGAAGAGCUUGGUUCAGGACACGUGGAUACCCAUGAUAGUUUAGAUCAGAUUACCCAGGUUUGAAAGGUAAAGAGGCUUCUAAACACACAGUCACCCUUCCUUACCUCACUUUAAAGAGAUAUUACUUUCCGUUUCCUUUUCUAAGCUCCACUCUCCUUCUGCUGUCUCAUCUCGUAUACUGAGCUGACAGGUUGGGCUGUUGAGCUAAACGGUCCCCCCCCCCCCACACACACACACCAACACCACGUUCAGCUUCUUUGUCUCCUGCAAAGCCUGUCAGGCAUCGCUAACGUGUUUCGGUCAGCAAAGCCUUGGCAGCUAACGCCGUUAGCCUCCAGAAUAGGGAUGUGUCACACAAUCCUGUGGAUUAAGUGGUCGGAGUCAUUGCGAGGGUAAAGAAUAUCCUGGAAGGCAGAACUAUUGUGCGGUGGUGAGCUGAGACACUUGUCUCCCAACUUUUCCUUCACUAAAAUGAAGAUGUAGUGACUGCAGUCGUCAUAGUCCAGACGUAACCUUCCGUUGGCAAAACAAAGAGGUUUUUUUUGGAAAUCAACCGAGUCGCUCCCUGGUGGUUAGUUAGUUAGUUAGAGUUACAUUCACCCGUAUAACUGCCACAGACAAGCUGUUUGGAUGGAUAAUGUCAAGUUUUCUUAAUAGGGAGACUUUCAUUUUGGUCUAAAAUUUAAAGUGAACAAACUUACUUGAGCUCAAGAUGGGAUUAAAAGAAAAGAAAGAAUACAGGACGCUGAAAACAUAAAGAAAUAAGAAGUGUCUCCAAAUCAGGGAAUGAUCCAUGGUGGAGUUUGCUCAACAUACUGACUUACUGUAGCGUACCAGGUUGUGAAUACAUGUGCAAACAUGCAAAUGAACAUGUCCUCAGUACACAAACCCAAACAAUGUGCUUAGUAAUUAGGCGUGGGCUUUUCUAGAGUGUCUGUAGAGUGUUGUUCUGAAACACUUGAAUCUGGCUAACACCCUGAUUGUCUGCACUUGGCCCCAAGAUUUAUGAUGCCCAUAUAAAAGGCAAUGCGACCUUGCUUUUGUAAUCCAGGCCGAUGGCUGAAAAACACUUCACAAGAUAUGGAGGGGAACCUUGGACAAAAUGAAACACCAGUGUCGGCUGUGAAACCUGCUGAGAACUUAUUGAGGAAAGUAAAACUUCCCACCAUGCACAGCAAUAUAAUGACUAACAAGUGUGUCGUUUUACAAUCGCUGGAGACCAGUGGCUGAUGAAGGCCACCCACCUGUGUCGCCCCUCAAUGAAGACACAGCUCCUGAGUCCUGGAUUAGAGUCUCGUCUUUCAGAGCUCUCACCUUAGUUCAUGUAACAUAUUGGGCCACAAAGUUGGUGACUAAAUGCUCCAGUGGGCCUUUUGAACUAGUGAGUCUUUUAUAAGACAAAUGAAGGUGUUGUCAGCCUAUGAACUGUACAUAUGAAUUCAUCUUUUCUUAAAAGUGAAACAUUUGAAAUCAGCUCACAACUAUCAUGCUGAGAGUCAAACAAUAUAAAUAGCACAGGGAAAUGACAUCACCACCCAUUGAAUUAAACAUGUAAAUGCAGGGUUUGGUAAAUAGUCAGGCGGUUGUUGCAGAUCCAUGUUAAGUAGCAGACGACUGAGGAUGAAUGUUAAUUAUUAACUUUCCAUGAAAGUUGCCUGAUUCAAGAAUUAGCAUCGUGAAUGCUAGCAUGAGGAGAGCAAGAGCAAUGCAGGACGACGUUGGACUCGUUUGAAAUUUAAAAGAGAAAUUUAUAGAAUGGCUUGUGGACCUAAUGCAUGACGGCAGAUGAUAAUAUUCAGCAGGUUUGCACGCUAAUGCAGAAGGUUGUACGACUUGAGGAAGCAAACCUGCAGGGACGGUGGAGAUUCAGUGUAGCUUCAACUGACAGCAGACACUGAUGACUGACUAAAUAUGACUUAGACUAAUCAGGACAUUUGAAACAAGACUAAGACUAAAUUAAAUCGAAUGGGUGACAAAAUGAAAACUGCCCUGUGAUGGACUGACAACCUGUCCAAGGUGAACCCCACCUUUCGCCCCCUAUGUCAGCUGGGAUUGGCUUCAGUGACCCCACAACUGUCAUGUGGAGGAUGAAUGGAUGAAAAUGUACACUCGUUUCCUAAACCCAUAUUAGCAGAUUAGAAGAGCGUGUCUCACCAAAUCAUGCUGCUGAAAUGCCACAUUACUCUUCUGGAUUAUUAUUAAUUAUUCUGCGUGCUGUGUGUGGUCCAUAGCAAAAAUACACCGUGAAAAUAAUCUCCCAAAACAGUUUCAACAUCUGUGGAAAAUUGCCCAAACAGCAUUUCCAAUACUCCAAAGUGAAAUCAAUCUAUUGACUACAUUUAUUCUCGUUAACAAUUCUUUUAUUGUGAAAUCUUUGCAAGAGCUUUGCAUUGAAGAAUCCUGGCAUUUACUUUAAUCAUCAUUUAAUCAUGAACGUCCAUUUUCACAGUCACACCACUGCACACAUCCAGUGUAGCGUUAGAAUAAUCUUAGACACACUUAUUAUCUCCCACAAAUAUGAUCUGACCACUGGAUCCAAACAAAUUCAGAAGAUGAGAAAAUAUGAAUAAAGAGACUGCAGGGAUCCAGCUCCUCCUUGACAUUAGCAUAACGAUAGCAUGUUAGCAGAGUCGUGACACAGUGAUCCAUUUAAACACACACACACAUAUAUACACGUUUGUUACAUGUGUUCAUUUAAGUCUCUGAACAGAACAUCUGACGUUUAAAGUGACGUUACUGGCUCUGGCAGCCAUGUUGUUUGAUUUUUCUACGAAUGACUCAACGUGUGAUUGACCAUCAGCUCAUAACACUCACUUGUUUUGUGUCAUCUCACCAAAAACAAACAAAAACAAAACAUAAAAAUCCCGUCGAGUGCAUUUCCUACCUCAUAAACAUUUACAAAGCCCUUCGUUGUGAAUGCGUUCUUUGCUUUUCCAUAUUGUUGCGUUGCUGCUGUUCUUGUCAGAAUAAGCCAGAGCUUACACUUGAUCACAAUAGGGCUACGAUUUAACAUAUUAGGGCUAACAACGGUUAACUAUGACCAAGCUGAUAUUAAAAGAUUCAUUUCAAGCGGAACUUUGCAAGUUUGGCCGCCUUUUUGCCUUUUUCUCUACGGAGCGCCCCCUACAGAUUCGGAGUACAACACCAACGUAACAUCUAUUGUCUCCCGCUUUAUCCUCACUGUCCUAAAAACUCCCCCGUCCCCCCGUCCCCCCGUCCCCCUCUCCUGCCCAUGUGGAUUCAUUUUCAACUGAGCGGCAUCAGCAUCUGUCUUGCAUGUUUCUGUGUUUUUCAAAUUCUCGCCAUUAAAAAAAAAGCCAGUCCAAUGUUUACCUGUGUGUCGUCUCCGCCUCCUCGCGUCCCCAUCAACAGUUUUCUCUGCUUCUUUUUCUGCCACGAUGAACAUCUAAAAUAACGCUAUCGCUGCCUUUAUCUUAUAUAGCUGGUACCUGGCUAGGGCAUGAGUGUGUGUGUGUGUGUGUGUGUGUGUG